GAAUGUCUGUGUCCAUGAAUCCACAGUAACAGUUGAGAUUCUUAUCUUCUACCUAACUUUCCUGAUAUUUUCUUGUUUAAAUUGCGUGGAUUUUGAUUCCAGACGAGACGGAGGCUGAAGAAAUCUCCUCAGAGUUGCCCUAAUUUGCGGCUGCAACUCUGAUUUCUCUUCUUCCGCCGUCGAUUUUCGUUGUUUCAGGCCGAUUACAGCAGUUUUUUGUUCGAUUUCUGGAGAUUAAUCAUGAUUGCUGCAAUCAAGGCGGCGAUCGGCGAUGCCGUUCUUACUUCCAUGUGGAUUUUCUGUGCUUCGUCUCUUGGGGUUCUUACCUCCGUCCUGUACUCGGCCGCCGGCGUUUAUGGCCUUCCGCUUCAUCCGCUUCUCAUCACUACUACUCUGGUCUUCCUUCUCGUUUUCAUUUUCAAUAUAAUUGGGGCUUUUUUGGGUGGCGCUAGCUUUAAUCCAACUGCCACUGCCGCUUUCUAUGCCGCCGGUGUUGGUCCGACCUCUCUCUUCGCCAUGGCUCUCCGUUUCCCUGCUCAGGCAGCUGGUGCGGUUGCUGGUGCUCUGGCGAUCAAGGAGGUGAUGCCUAUUCAAUACAAGCACAUGCUUGGUGGGCCUUCUCUGAAAGUUGACAUUCAUACUGGAGCCACAGCUGAAGGAGUUUUGACCUUUAUAAUCAGUUUUGCUGUUCUUCUAAUUGUUCUCAGGGGUCCCUCCAGCCCAGUAAUCAAGACAUGGUUGCUGGCAAUGGCCACUGUAGCUUUAAUCGUUGCUGGUUCUAGUUACACAGGACCUUCCAUGAAUCCUGCAAAUGCGUUUGGGUGGGCGUAUAUGAACAACAAACACGAUACAUGGGAGCAGUUGUACGUGUACUGGAUCGCCCCGUUCAUUGGAGCCAUUUCGGCUGCUUGGCUUUUCAGAAUCAUCUUCCCACCACCAGCCCCAGCCCCAGCCUCAGCUAAGAAGAAGAAGAAAGCUUGAAAUCUCUAGUUGAUUUACAUAGUAGCAAGUAAGAAACUCCAUUUCUGUUCUUAAGAUAAAUGGCGUCUGUUUAAAUUAUGUUUUGCAGCUUAUGGAUCAAUAAUAAUCCUUCAAUCAAGUUCCCUUUACUUCCCUUUU
This is a messenger RNA of Cucurbita moschata (crookneck pumpkin), 1119 nucleotides long. RefSeq names its product aquaporin SIP1-1-like. The transcript is spliced from 3 exons. Bases 241 to 981 code for a protein of 246 amino acids. The record is from RefSeq and is a predicted model, not a curated record. Lineage: Eukaryota; Viridiplantae; Streptophyta; Magnoliopsida; Cucurbitales; Cucurbitaceae. Gene Ontology annotation, molecular function: water channel activity. Gene Ontology annotation, cellular component: membrane. Gene Ontology annotation, biological process: transmembrane transport.